AUGUAAGACUUAAACAAAACUAUUUGUCUGAAUAUUUUAAUUCUUUUUUUCUUUCUAUAAACUCAAAACCUUGUUUCUGCUCAUGAAGGAUAUGCAUGCUCUCAUGAUUAUGAUGAUUUAAUUUAAGAAACACAAAAACAACUUAAUGAGUACUUUAAAUAAAAUCCUAUUAAUUCCUCAGAAGAUUAAUUAAAUAGAAAUUUAGGAGGUUUAACUACUUUACCUAUCAGGAUAACAACAGAUUUUACUCGUUUAACUUCACAACCAGGUGGUCCGUCUAUCACUACAGAUUAAAUUAACUAUUUGACUUCUGUAUCAACUACAGUUGUUAAUUUACUUUCUAAUUUCAUCAAGGUUUAACCAAACACUGUUAAUAAUGUAUUUAACAAAAAACAAACUUCUGACGGUACUUGUAUAACAGUAACUCCUUCAUUAGAUGAUUAAACAAAUGGUAUUCCUAAUUCUGAUCUACAUUUAUAUUUCAUUUUUAGUAGCGAACCAAAAGCAGGAUAUUUAGCAAAUGCAGGCUAUUGCAAUCUUUAACAAACUUCUACUUAUAUUAGACCAAAUUUCGGUAGAGUCUUAUUUAACAUCGCUAAUAUGAAGAAUUCUGGUACUAAUUUGGAGUAAUACUAAAAUGAUGUUAUGGUUACUUUGCAUGAAGUCAUCCAUGUUCUUGGAUUCUCUUACGGAGCCAUGAAGAACUGGUAUAAUAAAUAAACUAAUUAACUUUUGGGAUAAACAGCAGCUGAUAAUUUAAUCACCACUCAAAAAAUUAGAGGCUUAGAUACAAAAUUAUUAGGAUCUCCAAAUGUAUUAGCGACAGCUUAAAAAUAUUAUGGAUGUCCAACAUUAAAAGGAAUGUAAUUAGAAAAUCAAGGUGGCUAAGGCUCUAUAAACUCACAUUGGGAGAGAACAGUUAUAAGAAGUGAAAUAAUGACUGCUUCUGCUCUUACAGAAGGUUUGAAUUUGACUUUUUUCACAAUAGCUCUUCUAAAAGAUACUGGAUAUUGGGAUGAUGUUAAUGAAAAUUUAACUGAUCCUAUUUAUUGGGGAAGAGGUAAAGGUUGUGAUUUCUUUGAAAAGGCUUGUUAAAGUACUACUCAGUAUGAAGAAUUUGCAACUCCUGAUUAAUCAGCUUGUUCUUUUUGGGGUGAUGGGUAAGGAAAAGGUUCAAGUUCUGAUUCUUUUGGUGAUACUUGUAAUGUUAUUAAAAUUUACAGUAAUCGUUUAUGCAGCGAUAUAGCCAAUUAAAACAAUUAAAAUAAUCCUGCUUAGUUUAACGCUGAUACUUCGAAUGAUUUUUCAUAUAAUUCAAAAUGUUUUGUUUCUAAUAUUUAUAGUCCUAAUUCUUAAUAUUAAUACAAAAAUGAAAAUUUGAGAUGCCAUUUUUAUUAAUGUACUCCUGACAAAACACAAUUAACUAUUUAUUUCUCUUAAAUUCCAAAUACUUAAGUUGUUUGUAGAAUUAGUGAUUAAGGUAAUUAAAUGACAGUGGUCUAUUAAGGUAAAACCUUAGGUCAAGUAACUUGUCCAUCUAAUAUAGCAAGAUUAUGUGAUGACUAAUAGUGUGUUAAUUUUUGUACUUAUAAUGGAAUUUGUAUUCGAGGUUAGUGUUUAUGCAAUCCUGGUUUUGGAGGAGUUGAUUGCAGUUAAUAGUGUUCAGGUUUUAUUUCAUAGGAAGGAAUAUGUGUGGCUUCAUGUCCUAAUGGUACAUUUGGAAACUCUGAUAAUGUAUGUAGAUCGACUUGUCCAAAUGGAUAUUAUCCAGAUUCUGGUACAGGUUUGUGCAAAUAAUGUGAUUUUUCUUGCUCAUAGUGCUCAGGUCCAAGCAACAAUUAAUGUAAAGCAUGCCAAUUUUUAACAUAUUUAAGUAAUGGUUCAUGUGUUACAACUUGUCCAAAUGGGUAAUUUGCUGAUGAAGUAUCAAAGACUUGUUUUAAAUGUCCAGAUGGAUGCUCUAGUUGUACUAGUUAUAAUAAUUGCACUGGUUGUAAAUCUAACUAUAUAAAGAGUUUAACAUCAUGCAUUAAUUCUUCAUGCACUACUCCUUGUGCUACAUGUAAAUCUGCUACUCCAACUAGUUGUCUAUCUUGUGCAUAAAAUCUUUAUCUUUAGCCAUCAUCAAAUAAAUGUGAUUCUUCUUGUCCACUAGGUUACUAUAAAAAUUCAAUAGAUAUGACUUGUACUGCUUGUCUAACUGGGUGUAAAAACUGCACUGAUGCUAAAACCUGUAUUUAAUGUGACAGUUCUAAUGGUUACAGGCUAUACGGUAGCUCGUGUACUAUUUGUACAAAGCCUUGCGCCACUUGUUCUUCUAUAAAUCCUAGUUCUUGUUUAUCUUGCGAAAAUAGUUUGUACCUCUAAAAUAAUUAAUGUGUUGCAACAUGUUCAAAAGGAUAUUUUAAUGGCCCAAAUUACACUUGCUCUCCAUGCCUUAAAGGAUGCGAUGAAUGUUCUGAUGGAAAUUCUUGUAAAACUUGCAAUUCUUAAUAUAAACCUUUCACAUAUAAAAAUUAGCAAGUUUGCAUGAAUUCCUAAUCUUGCUUUUCUCCCUGCUCUACUUGUAUUGGUUCUUUCUAACCUGCAACAUGUGCAUCAUGUAAUCCAAAUUUUUAUCUAUAAGGUACAAGCUGCGUAGCUAAAUGUAAUUAAGGAUAUUAUGGUAAUAAAUCAAAUUAAACAUGUACCUAAUGUCCAACAAAUUGUUCAAAUUGUUCCGAUCCCUCAACAUGCUUAUCUUGUUCAAAUAACUAUUUUCUUUCUGA
Molecule: messenger RNA, 2768 nt
Organism: Tetrahymena thermophila SB210
Lineage: Eukaryota; Ciliophora; Oligohymenophorea; Hymenostomatida; Tetrahymenidae
Product: leishmanolysin family protein
Exons: 4
Biological process (GO): cell adhesion; proteolysis
Cellular component (GO): cytoplasm; membrane
Molecular function (GO): metalloendopeptidase activity
Source: RefSeq, a predicted model, not a curated record